Trichobilharzia szidati is the source of this 537-nucleotide messenger RNA. The record is from the annotation of a GenBank genome assembly. Lineage: Eukaryota; Metazoa; Platyhelminthes; Trematoda; Strigeidida; Schistosomatidae.
AUGACACCAACACCAAUUCACCCACAGAUGAAACCUGAGAUGCAGACGCAGGAACCAACGCACCCACAGAUUAAACAAGAGCACCCACAGAUGACAACAGAGAAGCCACAGAAGAAACCAGAAAAACAUCCAGAGCAGCCAAAGCACCCACAGAUGAAACCAGAGGUUGUGACAGAAAAACCAAAAAAUGAAAGCUAUUUCCCUGAAUGGUUCUACAAGAUAUUCCAGAUAGAUGAACCAAUCCUUCCUCUCUGGAUAAUCAGCCCAAUAUUUUACGUACAACAGAUCUACAUAAAAGCAUUUUAUUACGUGUAUCGUGUAAUAAUAAAGUCUUCAAAGAUUUUGGUCAGAAAUUUUAUUAAAUUGUCAUUUUCAUCUCGACUUACUUUUUAUUUGAGAAUUGUCACUACUAAUUGCGGCAAACUACUGAAUCGAAGGCGACUGGAGAUGCUCUAUGGAUGCGGUGAUCACGACUAUAUGAAUAUUAUUGUAUUUAUUUUGCUUUGUUCAAGAUGCUUAAAUAAAUCUGAUGCAUAA